Trichoderma breve is the source of this 921-nucleotide messenger RNA. RefSeq lists its product as uncharacterized. The record is from RefSeq and is a predicted model, not a curated record. The transcript has a single exon. Lineage: Eukaryota; Fungi; Ascomycota; Sordariomycetes; Hypocreales; Hypocreaceae. Bases 1 to 921 code for a protein of 306 amino acids.
AUGCAUUUCCUCGCCACCGUCGCCUCUCUGGCCUCCAUCGCCAUGGCCGCCUCCGCCACAGGCCCAGCCUGCUCGGCAACCACCUCCAACGUCCAGCUGGCCAACAAGAUCGUCGCCGAGGCCGCCACCGACAUCGACGCCGCCCUCAGCCUCGCCGCCGGCUUCAAGUGCCCGGCCCCCAUGGCCUACAGCCCCUGGACAAAGGCCUGCUCGUGCCUCCCCGGCCAGAGCUUCGACGGCAAGACCUGCUCCGGCACCGCCCUCGUCGGCGCCUGGCCCAUGCCCAAGUGCUCCGCCUCGGGCUCGACCGUCGCCCUCAGCGCCUUCUGCGCCAUCUCACCCGUCAAGUUCACAAAGUACGAUGCCACGCACGCCUGGUGCCAGGCCACCGUCGAGACCUUCACCUUCUGCGCCGAGGCUGAGAUCGAGGCUGAGAUCUCUGCCUUGGGUCUGGGCAUCAACCUGGACGUCGAGCUCGACAUCUCCCUGACCUCCAAGAUCAGCGCCACCCUCCGUGCCACCUCUGCCGCCCUCGCCGGUUUCUUCGUCGAGACCCUCGCUGAGGCUGUCGUCAUCUUCAACACCAACGCUUUCGGUCUCGUUGCUGUCGCCGCCGACGUCGAGGCUUCUCUGACCACCGGCCUCUUCGCCCAGCUCAAGGCCACCGCCUGCCUGCUCGGCCUCGGAACCUGCCAGUUCGACUGCGUCUCCUUCAGCACCAAGGGCUGCCACAACUACAUCGACGUUGUCGGUGCUCUCGGUGGCCGCAUCUCUGGCCUCGUCGGUGUCACCAUCCUCUCCGACACCAUCCUCUCUGUCAGCUCCACCAAGGUUGUCAGCACCCUCCACGUCCAGGACAUGCUGUGCACCAGCACCAAGCUCAACACUCCUCUCGUUUCCGAGUACAAGUUCACUUGCUAA